AUGAUGCCAGGACCUCACAUGCCGCCUGCCAUUCGGCGGCAGGGCGACCAUUACUAUCUGCCGCCGCAGGCCCAUUCCCCGGUGCCGAUGAACAUGUACAGCGGCUACCACCAUCCCGCGCAAUUCCCUGGCGCCCACCCCUACUACCCGCAGCAGUUCUAUCCGCCGCAAUAUCACCACCCACAGUAUCAGCAUGCGCUGCCGCCUCGCCACUUCCCUCAGCACCCGCCGCCUCCUCAGCAACACUCUCCCGUGGUUGUCUCGUCGCACCCUCACAUCCAGUCUGUCGCCCCUGUUCACCGCCAACCCGUCCGCACGCCGCCGGUUGCCCAUACUCAUACGCCUCCAGCCCCGCUGGUCGCGCAUUCAUCGACGCCACAGCCUGCGCCGUCAACUCCUUCGGUUCAUUCGCAGACGCUGGUGUCGCCAUCGACACCAACCAUCGCGCAGAGCACAGCAACCCCGCCUCUCAUUCCUGCGACAUCUCACCCGGCUCUCUUGUCACAGCAUGCGCCACCAUCUCCUGGAGUGAAGAUGCCCUUUUAUCCUUCCCUACCGUGGUACUCGAACCCUGAUGAGCCUUUCCCACCCAAAGCGCACCGGCAGAGGCGCCGGAGGCGCGAACAACCACCUUCGCGCGCGCCAAACGUGGAGCUUCCCGCGAGAGAUCCAGCAGAGGCGGAAGAAUAUCUGCAGAUAGUUGAGUCUGCUGAGCCUACUGUUACUGCUGCAUCCGAGCAGGAGACCCCCGCCACGUCGCAAGCUCAGUCAGAGGCCGAUUCCACUCACCCUACCACACCCUCAUCAGCCAUGCCGCCGGCAACACCCCAGACACAGGCUGCGACUGGACACACUCGCAAGGCUACCAUCCCUGCGGUUCCGCUCGUUCCAAUCAAGCCAGCCAUGCCUACCUCUCAUCGCAAGGGCAGCGCCGCUACUUCAACUGCCGAGAGGCCCAGCACGGUUGGCGACGCGCCGCAAGAGGGUGGCGAGAGUGCGGAGCAGGCAACCGUGGCAUCACCUGAGUCAGAACGCACCGCGACUGCGACAUCACCUACGCUGAAAGCGGCUCCGAAGUCAUGGGCUGAUCUCGUGAGGACCAAGAAGGCAGCUGCCGCUGCUGCACCUGCUUCAGGCUCCAAUGGUGUUUCAGCCGUCAACGGUUUUGCGGCGGCCAAGAGCGACUCGAUGGCCGACGUGCUCCGGACUUACAACGUAAACGCCGACAACAAAAUUGGUUUCCUUGCACCUCGCGGUCUUGUAAAUACUGGUAACAUGUGCUAUAUGAACUCUAUUCUUCAAACCCUUGUUUUCUGUAUACCAUUUUAUGACUUUUUGGAUCAGGUGGGCAAGCGUGCGGCGUAUAGUUUCAAAAGCGAGACACCUUUGCUUGACGCAAUGAUAAUGUUCAUGCGCGAAUUCACCAUAAUCGACUCUGCAGUCUCCCAGGAACAGCUCAGACUACGACUUAAGGAUACCGAACUUGAAAAAUACGGUGAAAGUUUUAUCCCCGAGUUCGUCUACGAAGUGAUCAAGCGUCUGCCAAGGUUUUCUCACAUGCGGCGCGGUCAUCAACAAGAUGCUGAGGAGUUCCUGGGUUUCCUUUUGGCUGGCCUUCACGAUGAAUGUGUGCACGUUAUGAAGACCGCGCCUGCAAGCACGACCACGACUAAUGACGCCGCUUCUACUUCUAAUACCGACUCGACUCAGGUUGAUGGAUGGCUCGAAGUCGGACCCAAGCAAAAAUCGUCCGUGACCAGGUCCUCGGGAAUCAUCGAGUCUGAUACGCCCAUCACUAAGAUCUUCGGUGGAAAGCUGCGCUCGGAACUUCGCGUUCCAGGUCUCAAGACCUCGGUUACGCUCGAACCCUAUCAGCCUCUGCAGCUCGAUAUCGGCGCUCCUAAUGUGAAUAACAUUGUGGAUGCGCUAAAGGGCUUAACAAGGCCCGAAACUCUCCAGGGUGACUUCAACUCUCCUCGUGGACCUAACGCAUCUGCCACAAAGCAGGUGUUCAUUGAAACGCUUCCGCCGGUCUUAAUCCUCCAUCUCAAGCGCUUCCAGUACGACAACACUGGCGGUACUCAGAAGAUUUGGAAGAAGGUCGGCUACCCUCUGGAUCUAGAAAUUCCGAAGGAGGUAUUCCCACAGCACAUGCGCCCUGGCUUGAAUGUCAAGGGCGGCGAACCCAAGUACCGCUUGACUGGUGUUGUCUACCACCACGGAAAGACAGCCAGCGGCGGUCAUUACACGGUCGACGUGCGCCGGCAAGAUGGUCGGGAAUGGAUUCGGAUGGACGACACCAUUCUUCGACGCAUUCGCAGCGAAGAUGUAGCUGAGGGCGGUAGCGAGGAAGAUCCCCGCAUACUUGCCAAGGCUCUUGAACAGCACAAGAAGGAUAAUGGAAGUGCCAGCAAGAGUAUCUACGAACAGGCUGGCUUCGACGAAGAAGACGACUCACAUGCGGAAGGUGGAUGGAGUCAGGUUAACGGUUCGGGUUCCACUGCUGGAUCAAAGAAGUGGUCUGGCGUGGUUAACGGCACGGCUACCCCAGCCUCGUCAACGGGCAAGAGGACACCGAUGGCAGACAAGGGAGCCAAGGAUAACAAGGUGGCCUACAUUCUCUUCUACGAACGGGUCAGGCCGUAG
Messenger RNA from Lasiodiplodia theobromae, 2646 nucleotides. Its product is annotated as Peptidase C19 ubiquitin carboxyl-terminal hydrolase 2. The coding region runs from base 1 to 2646 and encodes 881 amino acids. The transcript has 5 exons. Gene Ontology annotation, cellular component: nucleus; cytosol. Lineage: Eukaryota; Fungi; Ascomycota; Dothideomycetes; Botryosphaeriales; Botryosphaeriaceae. The record is from RefSeq and is a predicted model, not a curated record. Gene Ontology annotation, molecular function: cysteine-type deubiquitinase activity; cysteine-type endopeptidase activity. Gene Ontology annotation, biological process: protein deubiquitination.